UGUUUUGAAAAGCCCGUGUUGACAGGCUGUCACUGCCUUUCUAGUCGUAUUUUUAAAAUUUAGACUUGAUUUUUUUGUUAAUAACAGGUGACGCGCCGGUGCAAGACAAAAGCACACCUUUGUUAGCAUGCCGAAAUCACUCAAAAAGUGCACCAGUCAGACCUCCAUCAGCAAGUUCUUCGGGGGGUUGAGCGGCAAAAGUGAUCCGAGGAACAGUGCCCAAGCGGGGUUAAACCGGGAGCGUCGGCCUUCCAAGGGCAAGAGGCAUUGCUUCGGCGAUGAGCUUAAGCUGCCGGGCAAACGAGCCAGGCUGACCCCCCAAGAAGAAAAGGAGGUGGAGAAUGUAGACAGCGAGGUUGUUUGUCAGAGCCCCAAAGAGACUAAAGUGCCAUUGUUUCGAGGAGGUGGUGGCCUCUGUUCCUCCACCUUGGACAGGCUCAAGAGUUUCACAUGCUUGUCUGAGCCCUAUUCAAGAGAGGACACUGGGACUGAAGAGAAAGCAGAGAAGCCCGGUGUUGUCUGCAGUAGACUCAAUGAACUACAAAAGAGUUCUGCGUCUCUUUGUGACAAUAAAGAUCACUACAACUAUGAUGAGAGACUUCCGCAGAGUGAAGACGAGCAUAAGGUUGAGGAAGAAGAGACCGAAUCAGUGCAGAGUCCAGCACUGUCUACAAAAAAACAGGGACUUUGGCUAACCCAGUUUGCCAAGCCAGACGGAGCUCGGAGGUUUGCAGAGCUGAGUCCUCCCUCUGACUCCGGUGCCCUCAACAAGCGCUCCAAGAGUGUGUACACUCCUCUGGAACAGCAGGUCAUUCAGAUCAAGCAGCAGCACAAGGACGUCUUACUGGCUGUGGAGUGUGGAUACAAGUACAGGUUCUUUGGGGAGGACGCAGAGAUAGCUGCGAAGGAUCUGAACAUUGUCUGUCACCUGGACCAUAACUUCAUGACGUGCAGCAUCCCCGCACACCGUUUAUUUGUCCAUGUGAGACGGCUGGUCUCCCGUGGACACAAGGUGGGAGUGGUUAAGCAGACAGAGACCUCUGCAAUCAAGGCCUCGGGAGCCAACAAGAACACUCUGUUCACUCGUCAGCUCAGUGCCCUCUACACCAAGUCUACUCUCGUGGGAGAGGACGUGAACCCGGUGUGCAGUUUGGGAAACGUGGAAGACGGGGGUGGCGAUGACGUGGUGUCAGACCCUCCUGACAGCUACCUCCUCUGUGUCAGUGAGAACUGGGACAAGCUACGGAAACAGCUCACUGUAGGCCUGGUGGCAGUUCAGCCCAGCACAGGCGAUGUGCUAUUGGACUGUUUCUCGGAUGGCCAGUUUCGCUCUGAGCUGGAGGGGCGUGUGCUAAAGGUCAACCCUGUGGAGAUCCUGGUGCCAUCUGAUCUUUCAGACACAACUCACCGACUUCUGCAGAGCAUCACCAAUGCCAGUGUGCAGGCGGAUGAUUGCAUGCGUGUUGAGAAGAGGGACAGCGCUCAGUUUGAGUUUGCCUCUGCGAUGAACACAGUGACAGAGUUCUACUGCCACACUAAGCACACAGACUCCCGCUCCCUGUCCAGCAUUGUGUCUCUGGAGAGCCCGGUGAUCUGCUGCCUUGGGCCUCUCAUCCAGUACCUCAGAGAAUUUAACUUGGAAAGGGUUUUGUUGAGCGACAGCUCCUUCUGCCGGCUGUCCUGUGAGUCAGAGGGUAUGGUCCUCAAUGCCACCAGCCUCAGGAAUCUGGAGAUCCUCACCAACCAGACAGACAGACGGGUCAAGGGCAGUCUGCUGUGGGUGCUGGACCACACACAAACUCCAUUUGGGAGGAGACUGAUGAGGAAGUGGGUGAGCCAGCCGCUUGUAAACUUACAGUCAAUCUCAGACAGGCAGGAUGCGGUGUGUGAGAUCCUGGAGUCAGACUCCAUUACUUUAACCUCCAUCAGGUCUUUGCUAUCCCAUCUGCCUGACCUGGAGAGAGGGAUCUGUAGCAUAUACCACAAAAAGUGUUCCACCCAGGAGUUUUACCUCAUCGCCAAAAGUCUUUCCCGCCUGGGGCUGGAGCUCCAGGCCCUGUUGCCAGCUAUCCAAUCACAGCUCAGCUCGUCACUGCUUCGAACACUCCUAUUGGACACUCCUGACCUGUUGGCUCCCGUCCACAACUUCCUCAAGGUGCUCAACGAAACGGCUGCUAAGUCAGGGGACAAGAAGGAGCUGUUUUCAGAUCUGUCCGGCUUUCCAGUGCUGCUUGAAAGGAGGGAGCAGAUCCAGGCUGUUAUCUGUGAGAUUCAAGACCACCGAAAAGACAUCCGACUCGCAAUCAGGGCUCCCACACUGGACUACACCACCGUCUCCGGGCAGGAGUUUCUGAUCGAGGUGAAGAACUCCAUGUCCUCCAUUGUUCCGUCUGACUGGGUCAAAAUCAGCAGUACCAAGGCAGUGAGUAGGUACCACUCUCCCUUCCUGGUUGAGCGAUACCGGAGACUGCUGCAGCUCCGAGAACAGCUUUUACUAGACUGUCAGCGGGAAUGGACCAACUUCCUACAUCAGUUUGGGGAGCACUAUCACACCAUGAAAAGGGCUAUUAGUCACCUAGCAACCAUGGAUUGUCUCUUCUCAUUGGCUGAGGUGGCUAAACAAGGGGACUACUGCAGGCCUAAUGUAUGUGAGGAUCAGUGUCAGAUUGUGAUCAGGGAUGGCAGACAUCCUGCGAUAGACCUGCUGAUGGGAGAGAGCAACCAAUAUGUACCCAAUCAUACUGAGCUACUGUGUGACGGUAGGAGGGUUAUGAUAGUGACUGGCCCUAACAUGGGUGGUAAGAGCUCCUACAUCCGCCAGGUGGCCCUCAUCUGUGUCAUGGCCCAGAUGGGGUCCUAUGUCCCAGCUACCGAGGCCAGACUGGGCAUACUGGAUGGCAUUUACACCAGAAUGGGCGCGUCGGACAACAUCUACAAAGGGCGCAGUACCUUCAUGGAAGAGCUGACGGAAGCCUCAGAGAUCAUUGGCCGAGCAACCAAGCGCUCACUGGUCAUUUUAGAUGAACUGGGGCGGGGCACCAGCACCCACGAUGGGAUAGCCAUUGCCUAUGCAACCCUGGAGUACUUCAUCAGAAACGUAAAGUCCAUCACCCUGUUUGUGACCCAUUACCCUCCUCUGUGUGAGCUACAGCGGGUCUACCCAGAACACGUGGCAAACUACCACAUGGCCUUCCUACUCAAUGAACCUGACAUCGCUACUAACACUGAAAAUGGUGAGGUUCAGCCAGAGUCUAUUACCUUCCUAUACCAGCUAACUGAAGGAGCAGCAGGGCGGAGCUAUGGCCUGAAUGUCGCACGACUGGCUGAUAUCCCAGCUCAUAUACUACACACUGCUGCACGCAAGGCCCAGGAGUUGGAGAGCAUAGUCAAUGCCAGGAGGAAGAAUAAGACUGUCCUAUUGGAUUUCUGGUACGUCACUGACAGGAAGUUACUGAUGGACUGGAUGCAGAGAAAUUCCUGACCACCCAACUUCAUUACACACAUAUCAAAAGUGCAAUCCAGAUACACAUGUGCAAGCAAGCUCGGAUGCUCUUGCACACACACACACACACACACACAUACACAUACACACACUCUCUCUCUCUCUCUCUCUCUCUCUCUCUCUCUCUCCACCUCUCUCUCACUAACAGGAUUAGUGUAAAACAGCCAGAUAAUGUUGGCAAGUCAGUAUUC
Molecule: messenger RNA, 3693 nt
Organism: Lampris incognitus (smalleye Pacific opah)
Lineage: Eukaryota; Metazoa; Chordata; Actinopteri; Lampriformes; Lampridae
Gene: msh3
Product: mutS homolog 3 (E. coli)
Exons: 24
Coding region: 128-3481 (1117 amino acids)
Biological process (GO): somatic recombination of immunoglobulin gene segments; mitotic recombination; mismatch repair
Cellular component (GO): nucleus
Molecular function (GO): mismatched DNA binding; ATP-dependent DNA damage sensor activity; ATP binding
Source: RefSeq, a predicted model, not a curated record